Papaver somniferum (opium poppy) is the source of this 1569-nucleotide messenger RNA. Its product is annotated as craniofacial development protein 1-like. The record is from RefSeq and is a predicted model, not a curated record. Bases 446 to 1270 code for a protein of 274 amino acids. NCBI's taxonomy places the organism in Eukaryota, Viridiplantae, Streptophyta, Magnoliopsida, Ranunculales, Papaveraceae. The transcript is spliced from 7 exons.
GGCAUCAAAAUCGACGCAAACUUAAAAGCAAAGAAAAAACCCAACCAGAAGUAUUGAACCAAAAACCAGCGGGAAACCAUCUCAGCCAAAACCCUCAGCGCCACACCACCAAAACCCUUCCUCUCCCUCCUCUCUCUCCGUUCGAACGUUUUCCGUUCGGUUUGAUUUUUCUCCGAUCGAUUUUACAAGAAUCCGGAAUUUUGCAGCAGUUUUUGAUCGCAUCUUGGGUUAUUGUGUCUUCCUCAUUUGCAUAAGAACAGUCGAAAGAGACUUUUGCUGAAGCGUAAGGAACAAGAUCGCCACAAGUACAUCAUAAAGAGCAACCCAGUGUAACGAGCGCACAGUGCCAUCAUUUUCUUGAAUCUUUGAAACAUCUUCUUACACAGAAAGUUUAAGAAUCUUCUCUAGCUUGGAAACACAAGCGUUACCACUGGUACCGUCAGCCAUGGAGCAGGUGCCAUCGGACGCGCAAUCUAAGAGCAACAAAUGUGAAACUGGUGUUUUAGGUAAGGAAAAUGGGGGAUUGACUUCAUCUGCUGAAAAAGUUAUACCUGUGGCUGAUCCAAAUGCACAAUCCGCAGAAACUGAAAGAAAAGCUCGGGUAAAUGCUGCAUGGGAGCAAAUGAAUAAGAAUGCCUCUAUAAAGAUGCCCAAAACUUUUGCUAGCAAACCUAGUACAACAACAAUCACUAAAACAGAAUCAAAGACUUCUCCUAAUUGGAUGACGGCUCUAGGUCUGACACCACCAGCUUCACGUGGUAAGGACAUAGCGGAGAAGAGACCUAAUCUUGUACAAAAUAACCACACAAGUGAAGAGUCUAAGAAGCUUGCAGCUGCUGCAAUAUCUGCAGCCAAGGAUGCAGCUGCCACGGCUGCUGCAGCUGCAGGCGGGGGAAAGAUAGAGGUAACAGAGGUUCGAGAUUUUGCGGGUGAAGACAUUCAAGUAAAGAAACUAGUUGAUGUUGACUCAAAGGAGGCAGCAUUGGAGAAAGCCAAGGUUGGAGCCCCUUCUGCAGUUGACACAAUUCUUGAACAGAUUAAGAAGAAACAGAAGCUAAGUGUGCUUGAUAAGACGAAAAAGGAUUGGGGUGAAUUCAAGGAGGAGAACAAAGGGCUAGAAGACGAGUUAGAUGCUUAUAAGAAGAGUUCCGACAAGUAUACAGACAAAGUUUCCUUCCUACAGCGGACAGAUAUGCGCGAAUUUGAGCGAGAGAGGGAUGCUCGUCUGUCUUUACAGUCCAAGAGAAAAUCGGGGGCGCGAGAUGAAUAGUAAGAGCCACGAAAAACCACUUGCGUGAUCUCUAACCUUGCAGUCUUCAGUCACCCACGAUCAUAUUUUUGUUGGAGAUCGAUGGCUGAAGCAUAUGAAGGUGUCAAAUUGCUUUCACAUGAAAAUCUCUCUCUCCGGAGGAACUGAUGAAGGAGAGUGAGUCAGUGACAAGAGAGGGAAGAGCUUCAUGUACUUGAUAUAGACCACGGAAGACAAUUAUUGGUAUUUUUGGAGUCCAUUUGGCAAUUUUGACAAUGAAAAACAUUAUAAUUCUAAGUGGAAUGCCUUUUGAUUAUCUA